AUGCCGAUCCUUCAUCGGUGGGAUGAACAUGAAGCAGAAGGAUCUGGAGCUGCCUGGCGUUACGAUGACAGCAGCUCUGGGCAGGAGUCUGCACAUGGGGCCAAGCACAAGACGCACUCCUGUGGACGUUUCAAUCAGAGGGAAGCCACAGACAAAAGAAUUGGCACAUUGAAGACUCUGAAGAAAAGCGAUGAGGAGCUUCGGAGACAGCUACUUGAUCAGUUAAUUGAGGCGAAGUUGAUGGGAAGCCCAAAGCAAAUCUUACAAGGGGCCGACCCAAGCAAACUACCCAUGAGGGAGCUUCCCCACGGGACUGUAGCGGGUCUCUACUUGCAAUACUGUGCGUACUGUCGUUCCUGUGAUGAACCUGCAGCUAGCAAGACUGUUUUCUUUGAGAAAGCACGAGAGUGGCACCAGUGCUUACGCUUCCACCGCAAGACAGUACACGCAGUGUGCGCAGUGUGCUCUGAACUUCGUGCCAAGAUUCGGAAAGCAACAGAUUUCACUCUUCACUGCACUUUGGCUGAUCAAUUGCUCUUUCACUUCCAGCAGCAGUACAAAGACAGACAAACAUACUACAUCGCUAGAGAGAGAGAGCACGAUGUCAGCGAGAUCUCAUAA
Cladocopium goreaui is the source of this 621-nucleotide messenger RNA. The record is from the annotation of a GenBank genome assembly. Lineage: Eukaryota; Dinophyceae; Suessiales; Symbiodiniaceae.